UUUGAGUUAGCGUCACUCCAGCGGGAACCUGCCCACUGAGGAAGCCGGUUUUUUCCGGCUCGCCUAGGCCGGGGUCUGCCUCUCUGGCGGCUACGCAGUCUUGGAGGCCUGCCUAUUUACUUUGGGGCUGGGAGAGCGAGCGGCGGCGGCGGCUGCCACUGAGGUCUCUGUUGCUUGAGGAGCCUGUGGCCUUAAAUUGUCCCGACAAUCCAGCAUUACAUUUCCUGCUGUUAAGGGUUUGGAGUCAUGAGCGGGUUUAAUUUUGGAAGACCUGGUACCCCUGCAGGUGGGUUCACUUUUGGCUCUGCAAAGACAACAACCACUUCAACUACAGGGUUUACUUUCUCUACACCUGUGAAAGGAGGGUUUGAUUUUGGGACUCCAUCCCAAUCAGUUGCAAGUACAUCUUCUUCUGGCCUGUUUUCGAUCAAUAACCCAGCUUCAACUACACAGACUACAGGAUUCAGCUUUGGAACACCAUUUGCAUCAACUCCUGCCCCAGUGGGAACUGGAUUUUCCUUAGGCUCUGUUACCACCUCUGCUACUCAGUCUGCAACAACCACAGGGUUCUCAUUCAUUGGUGGAAGUGCAUAUCAGACCGGGAGUACCAGUUUCAAUAUUGUCUCAAUGGGGAAUGCAGUUCAACCAACAACAUUUUCAGGAUUACCCUUUACUCCUGCUACUCAGGCAUCUAGUGGAAUGAUUGCUGCACAACCAUUUGCUCCCUUCAACCUUGGUGGACAGUUCCCGGUUGGUGCCCCAACAACUUCGGCUGCAACAUUUGGUGGUAUAAAUUUUGGAUUUGGAUUAAAAUACCCUGGAGCAAGUGGAGCACCUUCUACUACAUCUACUACAACUUCAACCACUACUACCACCACUGUCACCACCACCACCACUACUACAAUCACCAGUGGUUUUACCUUCAAUCUAAAACCACUGACAUCAACUGGGAUUAAUAACAAUGUUCCAGUCAAUGUUAAUUUUGUACCUUCUACUUUGAUGGUUAGUGUGAUCACAACUCCUGUGAUGACAUAUGGUCAACUGGAGGGUCUGAUAAACAAGUGGAGCCUUGAACUAAAGGAUCAAGAGAAACACUUUUUUCAACAGGCCACCCAGAUCAAUGCUUGGGACCAGACAUUGAUUGAGAAUGGUGAGAAGAUUACUACUUUACACGGAGAGGUGGAAAAAGUGAAAUUGGAUCAGAAAAGGUUGGAACAAGAAUUGGAUUUUAUCCUGUCACAGCAGAAGGAACUAGAACAUCUGUUGACCCCUUUAGAGGAGUCUGUGAAGGACCAUAGUGGGUCUGUCUAUCUGCAGCAUGCAGAUGAGGAACGUGAGAGAACUUACAAAUUAUCAGAAAAUAUAGAUGCUCAACUGAAACAUAUGUCCCAAGAUCUCAAGGACAUUAUUGAGCAUCUGAAUUCAUUUGGAAGUCCUGCUGACACUACUGACCCGCUCCAGCAGAUCUGCAAAAUUCUGAAUGCUCAUAUGGACUCUCUGCAAUGGAUUGAUCAGAAUUCAGGCUUGCUGCAAAGAAAGGUAGAAGAGAUAACACAGGUUUUUGAGGAUCGUUGUCACAAGGAACAGGAACGCAAUGUCAGGAUUGCUUUUGACUGAGUAAUAUCUUCAGCUUGUUGUUUUUGGAUUAUUCAUUACCUACAAGUUCUGAGGAUGUUAAGCAGAGUGGUAUUUGCAGUUACUAUCUAAUCUGUGGUUGCAAUAAAGUGUAUGUGGGUUUUUUUCAUUCAAAUAUUGUGCUAUGAAGAAUUAUACUGUAGUUUGUCUUUUAGUGUUAGCAAAUUAAAACUAUAUUAGCCCUUUUGUCUGGGCAGCAACCUAUUAGAUGUUGACUUGUAUGUGUAAUCUGCAUCUUACUCUCCUAGAUUCCAUAUACUACCACCAACACAUUAUCCUUCUCACUUCAAUCAGAUUGUGAAGAAAUGUUUGCCUAAAAGUAAAUGCCAACCAGUCGUUAGUGUGUGCCUGUUCUAUUCAGUGUAGUGUAUAGUGCUAAAUACAGUAUAAUCUCUCUCUUCAAAGGAAUUCACUGUCUAGUUUGGGAUAGAAUUAAUGACUGUAUGUAUAAAAACAAUGUAGACAAUGCACGGAAGUAUGUUACAGAUUAAUGAUAUCGUACUAUAGAAAUUCAGCAAAGGGAAGAAAAGUUAGGGACUUGAAUUGAGUUGUUUUAAAAAGUGUAAUAAGGGCCAGGCAAUUCAUUUGCUUUUAAUGUAUAGAUAUCCUGGUGUCUUAUUUCUUUUUAGCAUAUGAUUUAUAGUUGUUGGUUUUCGUGUACUUAGUUGUUUGUUUAUUUGUUUUUAAAGAAAAAGCCUUGUUCUUAGCUUGGAACAGUCUAGUCUCUUGUGUUUCAUGUUUCAUCUAAGUCAUAAAAAUGGUGUGACAUUCUAAAAAAUAAAGUAUAACACCAAAAUAAACUACUUAAAAGUUUUUGAGUGACUAGAACUUAGUUGCCUAAAAUUCCUGAACUGAAUUUCUGUUGUACUGACUGCACUUGACCAUC
Choloepus didactylus (southern two-toed sloth) is the source of this 2521-nucleotide messenger RNA. RefSeq names its product nucleoporin 62 C-terminal like (gene NUP62CL). Gene Ontology annotation, biological process: protein import into nucleus; RNA export from nucleus. The record is from RefSeq and is a predicted model, not a curated record. Gene Ontology annotation, molecular function: phospholipid binding; structural constituent of nuclear pore. Gene Ontology annotation, cellular component: nuclear pore; nuclear pore central transport channel. Bases 247 to 1617 code for a protein of 456 amino acids. Lineage: Eukaryota; Metazoa; Chordata; Mammalia; Pilosa; Megalonychidae. The transcript has 12 exons.